UUAUUUCUUUUGUUUGAUAAGCUGGCGAAUGCAGUGCUGUGUUGACCCGUAAUUUCUUCAGGAGCAGCUGGAAUCCUGAUUACUAUUUGUGAAAGUUUUGUUCUAAAUUUUCAAUCCUCGCAGUUUUUUUCCACUUUGUCGCACGACCGAGAGCUUUUCCGUAUUUUGUGAAAAUAAUUAGUCUCCUUCUCUUGCCCCGUAUCAGAUGACAGGUUGAUUCUUGUCGAAGAAGAAGAAUGUUCGUUCGUGGUUAGCCAUGUAAUCCUGUCUCCUUUUCAUUCCCUAACGAUUGUUCACGUCACUUUCCCGUCCGAAAGUCUCUAUGGUAUUCCUCGGUUAUCCUAGAAUCUCGAAAUGACUAUUCUCUCCAAGAAGAAAACCCACACCUCAACAGAUGAGAAACCUGAUCAAAAUUCUCACCUAGGCAGCUCCAUAGUUUUGAAGCCCCUUGAUGGACUUUCGCACUCUCAGAUUCUAGAUUCCCGUGCUUGUGAGGAAAGGAACCCUCAUGUGGCCCUUGAAGUAGAUCAUAACUCCUUACGCAGAAGCAAAGCAACCUCUCAUCGUGAUUGUAACGAAGAUGCAUACACCGACAGCUCUUGUGAUUGCUCAGACUGUGAGCGCCGAGCACAUAAACGCAGAAAGCAAAGACGUGUGGAUGAUGAUGACCAUCGUUACACCUCUUCAGAUUGUGAUUGUUCCGACUGUAGCUAUCGACUCACCAAGAGAAGACGGCGUGUUGGGCUGAGCCGCACAAAGAACAAAGUUUCGCUCGAGGGUGCAAAACACACCCAUACACACACUGUGUCAGCAACAGUGGUUAGCAAUUCUGCGGAAGCCGGCCCAUCCCAGAACAGUUAUGAUGGAUAUAAUAGUGAAGACGAAUACGAUCCUCUGAAAGGAGCAGAAAUGGAUUGGGCAGAGAGAGACCUCAUGUUUGAAAAAUUAAUCAUGAGAAAACGUGGACUGGUAGUCAAGAAAAUGGGCGAAGAUGGGGCAUGCAUGUUUCGUGCGGUGGCGGAUCAAAUCUACGGUGAUCAAGAGCUGCACCGCUUAAUCCGCAACCAGUGCAUGGACUUCAUCCAGGCCAACUCAGAGUACUAUUCUCAGUACCUUACAGAAAAUUUCACCAACUACAUAAAUAGAAAGAGAUUAGACUAUACUCACGGCAAUCAUAUUGAGCUGCAAGCAAUAAGUGAGCUUUAUAAUAGAAAAAUUGAAGUUUAUAGUUAUAGCCAUGAACCUGUACAUACGUUUCAUACCAGAGCAGAAGCUAAUCUAGAAUCGAUUCGGCUGUCAUACCAACGAGGUAACCAUUACAAUAGCUUAAUGGACCCUCGUAAACCUCCAAUCAGUGCAUUACCAACCUUCACACCGCCAAUCAUAUCCAACAGAAACCUGGUGUCUGUAGAAAAUCAAACCACCGACUCGCAACUUGAGCAGGCCAUGUUAGAAGAUAAGAUUUUAGCCACUGACUGGGAAGCAACCAAUGAGGCAAUCGAAGAACAAGUUGCUAAGGACAGCUAUCUUCAGUGGGUGCAGGACAAUGAAAAACGAAGAUCUGCCAUGUUAGCGGCCUCGUCAAUAGGGAGCUCAACUGCGACUGCACGAACCUUUGGUUCAUUAACUCCCCCACCAUCAGAGGUUAAAUCACACACCACAGCAUCGUCUAGCUCAAAAGAAUCUGGCUCUAGUCUCAUCCAUGAAAAUUUGUUAGGUUUGUACGACUGGGGCGACUCAGAAAUUCUUGCACAGGUCAUGGCCGCUUCGCAGCAGGAGUACAUGGAUAAUCUCAAGAAACACGCAGCCAGCAGUUGCAUGGACGAAUCUCAAAGUAGCUCCAACCCUGAAGGUCCGUCAACGUCCAGAUAAAAUCUGGCGACAUUACCUGUAGUGAAACCACGCUGAUUUUCUCCGGAGUUCAGCAAGUGAAUAUGUUUUCUUGACUCGUUGCAAUAUUAGGCUCCAAGCUCUUUCACGGGGAGGAUUGAAUGUCACUAAGCAGAACCCACCUAUUUACGAAGGGAAUCAUAAAAAAACAGCAUACAGCCCACAUGUUUCUUCAAAAAUACCUUCGAAGUUACGUCUGGUUUGCUUCAUGUCAUCCAAUGCUCCCCCUUCAUAUGUAUUUUGCCCAUGUCUGUUGCUUAGUUUUAAAGCGCGUUGCCGUGCAGGGUACACUGCCGGAUCAACGUGUAUUUUGUUUCUGAUUUUUGUUAUUUUUUUUGUUCGUGGAGUCGUCUUGGAGCAGGAAAAUUUUGUUUGUGCAGCCAUUGCACAGUUCACUGUUGUCAAUCGAACCUAACUCUGGCUCAAAUAACUGUGAUCUGCAAAGAUCUUUAAGAUUUAUUUAGAACCGUCUUUCCGUGUAGAUAUGUUUUAUCUUAUCAAAAUCUCUUGAAAGAAGAAAAUCCGAAAUGCACUCGUUGUGUAGCAUUUAUUGUAUGUAUAGGCUCUGUCAAUGAAGGAUGGUAAGUCUUUUUCUUAAAAACUGGCUCAAUCAAUCUUUUUGAUACUGGUAGUCAAUACUGGUAGACAAAAGUCUAAAAUGAUCCACACUUGAAAAUUCUCGAUUCGAAAAAUUUGUGUAUUAUAAAGUAUUAAAUUAUAGUAUUUCGUCUCCGAAAAACUCUCUCUCUAGAAACUCUAGAGAAGGCAUAAAUUGAAGCACUACAUAGCAUGUUUAAAAUUUAAAAUUCACAAGGCAGACGAAUCACACAACAGUAAGUCUGGUAAUCAACGCCAAAACAAGAUACAAGUGUUCACGAUUAACAUAGGUUAAAUGACCAAAGUACGAAUAACAUCAUUCGUGCAAUCUAAUUUCAAUUUGAUCUGGGGUCAAAAUACUUGUUAAUAAUUUGUUGAGAUUUUGAUUACCAAAUUUCCUGUAGUGUGAAUCGUUUUCAAUGCAAGAUUUUGAAGAGAAAACAUGCAACAUAUCUUUCAUAGUUCAGACUUAGUCUAGUGGCCCAUUUAAGCAUUUUAAUGCUUUUCAAGUAUGCUCUCAAUUUAUUUUUAUUUUUCAUAGGAAAAUUAAUCAAUCUCUCUGCAUGAAAUUUUUGCAGAAUUUUUAAAAUCGAAUUUUGAACCCGUUUAAAUUGAAAUGUAAUUUUCUGCGUUUAGGUUUUGAUGCAAGUGCACGAAUAAAUUUUAAUUGUAUUUCAGUAAAGUCUUAGUAUAAUUACCUCUUACCAUUUUAAUAUGCAUAUUGUUGUGUCUUCUAAACAAGCGUCUAUUUGUUAGUCGAUCUCUGAUCUGACUUACUUGCCCGUGCUUUAUUGGUUGAGCCAGUUUUCAAAUGAUGCUGGUUAUUGAUGUAAAUUAGUUUCAUUGUAUUUAGCGAACAGGAACUAUGCAUAAUGGGAAAUUUGUGAUUCCUUUUCGCUUAAUAGUCUGUGUCACACUAUCAAAGCUAACCAUCAAAAUAUCAAGGUCAGGUGUUGUGAUUGGCUUAUUCAAUGUCUUGGACCAAUCACAGCACUUGACCUUGACAAUUUGAUGGAGUAUUUUGAUAGUGUGAAACAGGCUAAUGCAGUCCAAUUUAAAAGACAACAACAGCAAGGGUUUAUUCCCUUUGAAAUCAUUUUCCAAUCCGUUUUUGUGAGACAAACUCUGUAUAAUCUUGGCAAAGGAGCGUAUCGUGUACGAUUCAUCAUCUGCUAAUUUAAGCCCUGAUACUGUUCUAAAAUUUUGCUACGGAAUCAAAAUAGGACUCACUCCAUUAACGUUGUUUUUUUUCUUUCUUUCUUUUUUUUUUUUUUUUUUUUUUUUUUUUUUUUUUGGUUGAAGUAAAGUCUGUUGAGGUUUUUUAAGAGGACGCAUUGAAUGGCUAGCCGAGUCUAGAUGUAUAUAACUUUUCUUGUACAUACCAAUCAAAUGUGAUUACUUGGUUGUGUUUAUGAUGCGCAAAGAGUAUUUUCCCCUCGUUCGUACAAAGCUGGAAAAAAUUAGUUACUAACUCUGUUGCCUCAGUUAUCAGCAUCACAAACGGUAGUUGUCUCAAGUCUUUAUUUUCAGAGGUAAGAUUCUUGCCAGUGCUUAAAAGUGUAUUUUUGUUUUUAUGAAUUAAGGGCAACUCGAAAAGAACACACAAUUUUUUGGGGGGAAUUUAUCAAGUUAUCAUCAUUUUACUUUACACUACCCAGGUUUUAGUCUCAAUUUUUGUUAAAGGUUUCAAGCAACACUUGUAUUUUUCUCUUAUAAACAUGGAAAUGUGUCUUGGUUUUGUCAAUGCUUCUUUUAUUUCAUGCAAAGUCUGUGACUCCAUACUUUUAAUUGCCAUUUAAUUCAAGGAAGGGGCGGUUUGCCUUUUUUACCAUGAAUGGUAUUGAGGCAAGUAAUUCUGAACAAAAAUAGAGGGAAAAUCAAGGAACCAGUAUUGCGAUGAUAUCUCGAUGUUUCUUGAUGAAGUUCAUGUAAUUUUUUUAGUCACAAAGUGAAUGACAAUUAUUUUGUUGUUGUUUUUUUUCUAUAUUAUAAAUUUCAACUUUUAUUUUCUCCUAAAUGAAAUACAAUAUGCUCUUGAUUUCACCAAA
Molecule: messenger RNA, 4535 nt
Organism: Bemisia tabaci
Lineage: Eukaryota; Metazoa; Arthropoda; Insecta; Hemiptera; Aleyrodidae
Gene: Duba
Product: Deubiquitinating enzyme A
Biological process (GO): protein deubiquitination
Molecular function (GO): K63-linked deubiquitinase activity; cysteine-type deubiquitinase activity
Source: RefSeq, a predicted model, not a curated record